Talaromyces rugulosus is the source of this 3456-nucleotide messenger RNA. RefSeq lists its product as uncharacterized. The transcript is spliced from 7 exons. NCBI's taxonomy places the organism in Eukaryota, Fungi, Ascomycota, Eurotiomycetes, Eurotiales, Trichocomaceae. The annotation marks the transcript as partial. The record is from RefSeq and is a predicted model, not a curated record. Gene Ontology annotation, cellular component: nucleus. Gene Ontology annotation, biological process: aromatic amino acid catabolic process; positive regulation of transcription by RNA polymerase II; transmembrane transport. Gene Ontology annotation, molecular function: transmembrane transporter activity; DNA-binding transcription factor activity, RNA polymerase II-specific; zinc ion binding.
AUACUCACGGUCAAAGGCAACGUCGGCAAUGCCAAAACUGCUGGUCUGACUAAAGAUUUAAACCUAACCAGUCUUCAGUUUUCUUGGGUCUUGUACUCCUUCUACCUCUGCUAUGUUGCGUUUGAAUGGACAACUAUUCUAUGGAAGAUAUGGCCUGCUCAUAUCUUUAUAGCUGUUCUGUGUAUUUGUUGGGGCGUUGCUGCCAUGUGCAGUGGUGCAGUUCACAACAUGGCCGAGCUAAUUGUCACUCGAUGCUUUCUGGGAGCAUUCGAGGCUGCGUUUGGGGCGGGCGCUCCGUAUUAUCUCUCACUUUUCUAUCAUCGACGAGAACUAGGAUUGCGUGUGUCGCUUCUAUUGGGUACAUCGCCCUUGGCGAAUUGCUUCGCCAGCGCUCUGGCAUACGGCAUAACCCAGAUCAGGCAUUCACUAUCUCCUUGGCGUCUUCUUUUUAUUAUUGAAGGCGCUCCAACUAUCCUCUUUUCCGUUGUGGUAUUUUUCUUUCUCCCCGACUCCCCCGAAAACGCAAAGUUUCUCAAUCCAGACGAGCAAACAGAAGCCGUGGAACGACUGCAAGUAAUUGAUCAAACAGAAAGGAGGCAAGUAUCAUGGAGCCAAUACCUGAGCGGUUUAACGGACUACAAAAACUACGUGCACAUGGCGAUACACUUUUGCUGUAACUACUCCUUUGCAGGGCUAUCCAACUUCUUGCCAACCAUUAUUCAGGAAAUGGGCUACGAAAGCGUCAAAGCCCAGGGCCUAACAGCUCCUCCAUAUCUAGCAUCGUUUCUAUGCUGCGUCGGGGCUGCAUUAGUCUCUGAUCGAUGGGGUUCACGGGGCUAUAUCAUCAGCGCAUUCGCCGGUCUGGGGACAAUAGGGUACAUUCUCUUGGUCAGUGUGCACGACGAGGCACAAACCGGUCCUCGAUACUUGGGUAUCUGGCUCGCUACGUGCGGUAUAUUCCCAGCGUUGGCGAUCAAUAUCACAUGGCUGCUAAACAACCAAGGUGGAGACUCGAAAAGGGGAAGUGGGAUGGCCAUUCUGGCUAUCCUUGGACAAUGCUCUAGCUUCCGGGCGUACCGAGCAUGUCUCCCCUGCCGAGAGCGCAAGGUCAAGUGCCAAAUGAGGGAUGACGACGGACCUGCACCAUGCGCAAGAUGCAACAAGCAGGGUCUGGACUGCGUGUUCUCGGAAAAGCUGCCCUGGUCACGAGAGAAGAAAGGAAGGCCAGACCCUCGAUCUACUGCCGAGGGACAACGAGGGUUCCCGUUUGACGACGAUGCUUCUAACUCCGUCUCGGUGAAUGAUAUCGACGGAGCAGAUGACCUCCACAAUUCAGUGCUACAUACAAUGGUGUCGAGUGAGAAUGACGCCUUGAAUAUCUUGUUUGAGGCAGCUGCUCGUUCCGAUCCUGUAGAUGCUUAUACCUCCGUCUCGAGAACUAGUAUCAACGGGAUUACCAAUACGCAGGAAUCGCCAAACUCGGUUGAGUCUGCUCCUCAGCUGGUCAAUAUUAACUCUGCCAAUUUUGACGUGCUUCAUAUCUGGAAUGCUUGUCGAUUUGUCAAGAUGGGCUGGUUCACAGCCCGCGAAGCAAUGACACUGGUUGACCUAUUCUUCACCAACAUGUCACAUUUAUCUCCCAUACUAACGGAUUUCUACAAAACUCACUCUAAUCAAUAUUGGCUUGUUACGCAAGAGCCUUUACUAUGCUGCACUAUCCUAACCAUCUCCUCCCGAUACCAUGUCCUUCCCGGGCCCGGGGGCAGAACUCGCAGUCUCUUUAUCCACCAGAGACUAUGGCAGCACUGCCAGCAUUUGCUGCUUCGCUUAAUGCUAGGGCAGGAAAAGGCCUCCAAAGCCAAGAUCAGAAACGUUGGAACUGUAGAGGCCCUUUUGUUACUUGUCGAAUGGUAUCCACUCUCUAUUCACUUCCCACCGGAUAACGAUGGCUGGGACUCGGACGUACUUUUGACAAUGCCAGACGCGCGUGAUCCGCCACUGAUAGCUGAUAUUCCUGCAUCAGAGCGCUGGAAGCGAGAUAUUAUCGAGCCCACAAAACGGUCUGAGCAAAUGUCGUGGAUGGUCUUGAGCUCUGCUCUAGCCCUGUCUCAUGAACUGGGGAUAUUUGACGAUACGAAGAAUACUUCACCGCGUCAAUACCUCAGCAGCAGCAGUAUUAUUGCUGAAGGCGCUCAGUCGGAUGCCAAGGCAUACACCGAGCACUUAAAGAUUCGGCAAAGGAGACUUCCUAAGCUCUUGUUUUGUUUCAUAAACUUAAUGUCUUCUCGACUGGGGUGUACUUCGUUCAUGUCGCCCUUUACUAGUAGCACACUAUUUGAAUCAGACGAGGCUCUCGGUGGAAGCCAUGAUCCGGAGUGGCAACUAUUUAUGGGUCAGUGGACGGAGUUGACGAAAUUGAUAAAGAGCACUACUGACACCUUGUUUCCUCUUAUGACUGCUGAGAACGAAGAGGAAUUUCAGACUUGUCUCAAGGAGAAGCAAGAUAUGCUCUCGCGGUGGUACGUUGCCGCUUUUUCAGGUGGCUCCACUGGCUAUGAAGAUGUCUUGUUCAUAGAAUACCACCAUCUGCGCGUGCUCAUAAACUCGACGGGAAUGCAGCGCAUCAUCAAAAACCGCUCUCAAUCUCAUAGCCCCGAUUUCCACCAGCCAUUUCAGCUAGAGCACAGAUAUGGAUUCGUCGAAGACGUAAUCAACGGCUGCUGCCACAUCCUCGAAAGAAUAAUCCACAAUCGCGUAGCAAGCGAGACAACAGCUACAGCAACAACAACAAGCACACUUCGUUUCGCUCCAUUUCGCAUGUUUUCCCGCAUGAUAAGUGCGUCCAUCUUCCUUCUCAAGGCUCUCGCUCUAGGUGCGUCAAAAGUAAAGCUGAUCGAGUCGUUACAUAUCCUGGAUCGGGCGAUUUUGGCGUUACAUAGUAGCAAUCUUGACGAGGUGCAUCUGGCAGAGCAGUAUGCAGAGUUGCUCAGGAUUCAAGUUUCGGCGCUGCGUACAAGUUUUGAGUCUUCGGCGUUGUUUCUGUCGAGCAAGAAGAAGGAAACAACACACAGUUCGCAGGGGCAUUGCAGUGGUGAUUUGGCUCGAGAACCUGCAGGCCAAUUUCUCUCAUCGCACCAGCAGCAGAAGAACAUGCAUUCUCAUGUCCCGUCCAGCUUCUGUGAAGGGGACAAUGUUCUUCCAGCCGGUUUCCAUAAUCAACAUCAACCAGACAGCGCCGGGACAGAUUCUGUUGAACUCAAUCAUACCCCUGUGGAAACAACUGUAACUGCAACGACAGGUACUAUCUGGGAGAAUAAUCUCGACGAGUGGUUCUCGCUCCCGUUUGAUCCGUCCAUGGCUCCGUUUAUAGGCUGGGACGAGCAGUCGCAAUCGUGCUUGUCGCCUUUGAAUCCGUCGUGGUUGGAUGUGGAUUUUAUUUGGAAUUUGGCGCCAUGA